UAUGAUUGUUUACGUGGUGUGAGGAUCAAUGUGGCGGCGACACGCAGCUGCUCCCUGCUGACACUUGCCGCUCUGCACACACUCCACCUCCACCACGCCACUCACAUCACAGUUGCAACAUUCCAGUAAAAUGAUGGAUACAUUCAUGGGGUUUUCAGUUCACAUGGACUUCGAAGGACAGAAAUUGGCAGAGAGACUGUUUCAGAUAAUUGUAGUUGCAUUUGGAGCAGGUGGUUGGCUGUAUGGAUACUAUGUACAAGACUUCUUCAUCACUGUUCUUACCCUUGGUGCUGGCUUUGUUCUGGCUUGUUUGGUAACACUGCCUCCCUGGCCAAUCUACCGACGUUACCCCCUCAAGUGGGCUCCCUCUCAAGAGGCGGCAGCUUCAAACUCUGCUACUGAAAAUGCAUCGGGCAAAAAAAAGAAGAAAUAGAAGUCUGUUUUGUCAAGAGUGAUUAAAGUUCUAUAACUAAAAUUCAAAUUUUCAUACAUAUUCAGUUUUUCUUUUGUUGAAUUCAAGAAAUUUUUAUAAAAAUUUAGUACAUUUUCAUACUUGAUGGUUUUGUUUAGUUUUAGGGUCACACUAAACAUAAAUUACUUGUUCCUGUAAGCAUCUGUUAAGAUUUAUUCCUUAUUGUAGCUAGUUAAAGUAAUGUUACAUGACACGGCAAAAUGUACAAACUGGUUAACAUACUGCUUAGCUCAAAUAUACUGUUCUAACCUUAUUGACAUAUACUGUGUAAUGGAUUGUGACCCUUGGUUUUACUGGUACAGUAAUGGGUACUAGAGCUGAAAGGGUUUCGUACUAAAAUGACGAAAAGA
Messenger RNA from Procambarus clarkii (red swamp crayfish), 822 nucleotides. It is a transcript of the gene Spase12, whose product is annotated as Signal peptidase complex subunit Spase12. Gene Ontology annotation, cellular component: endoplasmic reticulum membrane; signal peptidase complex. Gene Ontology annotation, biological process: protein targeting to ER. The record is from RefSeq and is a predicted model, not a curated record. Lineage: Eukaryota; Metazoa; Arthropoda; Malacostraca; Decapoda; Cambaridae.